UGCGCAAAGUCCAACCGCGAAAAUUUUAAAAUGGAUGAAGAUGAAAUGUCACUUGUAUCUUGUUGUAGCAGGCGUUCUGUGAAUGCAUUGACUACAAUAGUCGAAGAGCAUAUAGAUGAAAUCAUAGAGCAGCACGUCGAAACAACAGAUGAGCAGAAAAGUCGUUAUAGACAGCGAUUUCGAGAGAUCUUUGAAGCAGCCUAUCAUGAGAAUGUCACAGUGGAUAAUACACCCUGGGCUGAAUCUACAUCGCAGGAUGACAUCACACCAGUGUUUGACCCUGAGGAUGUUGAAAAGAGGAAACAUGUUGAAGAAGUCAUGCAGAUAGAGCUGGAUGAAACACUGGUGAAUGUUACAAAAAAGCGCAAAUAUAUGCCCCGCCAGUGUAUGUCACAAUUAGCCAAACGUUGCCUUGCAGAAUGUAAUUAUUAUAAUGACAUCCAAGCGGAGGUUACCAGCUCAAUAACAACCACAUCUACAGUACAAACGGAUGACACAUCAGCUGACAGGUUAAAGGAAUGCGCUUCAGAUUUGGCAAAAUUGAAAAAGGAUGUGCCAUCAACAAUUGACAAAAUUUCACGAUUGGAAGAUGCAAGAAUAGUAUCCAGUAGAGUUCAAACUUCAACGGAUAAUGUGAUAUUCAACCCGAUUCCUGGUGAAACAAAAAUGGCAGACUCUGUUACGCCAUUACGAAAUCAAAUUGAACAGACAAUAGCCCCUCCACCACCUAAAAAAUUGAGACCUGACCAAAAUAGUCAUGUUGCAACACAAGCCAUCAAAACACGGAGAAUUAUUGAUGGUUCAGGAUAUGUUGUAGAUCAAUGAUCUAUGGAAUGUUUUUUACAGUUUUAUUAAUGUUUUGUAUACAAAAAGAGCAGUGUCUGUAAUUCUUAUUAUCCUAAAUAGCCCCAUUGAUUUGUAAAGUUGGUCAAAACAUUUUUCAUGAUUUUCAAGUGAUUCCAAAUGCCUUUUCUGUGGGUGCAACCUUCUCAAUACCUAAAGUAGGUGCAGCGUCCAGUAGUGCUUCAGUAUUAGGGAUAUUGCUUAUCUUCAUGUAUGAUUAUGUCAGUAUGAAUAGACUUACCAGUGGUAAUAUAUAAUAAAUCACUAUCAAUGAACAUUGCAUCAAAACUUUCGGUAUCUAGUGACAUAACCAGUCCAGGGAAUUUUUUUAAUUCUAUUUUCGGUGAAUAC
This is a messenger RNA of Owenia fusiformis, 1194 nucleotides long. NCBI's taxonomy places the organism in Eukaryota, Metazoa, Annelida, Polychaeta, Sabellida, Oweniidae. The record is from the annotation of a GenBank genome assembly.